Messenger RNA from Cololabis saira (Pacific saury), 3848 nucleotides. RefSeq names its product 5'-3' exoribonuclease 2 (gene xrn2). The record is from RefSeq and is a predicted model, not a curated record. Bases 285 to 3230 code for a protein of 981 amino acids. The transcript is spliced from 31 exons. Gene Ontology annotation, biological process: nuclear-transcribed mRNA catabolic process. Gene Ontology annotation, molecular function: RNA binding; 5'-3' RNA exonuclease activity. Lineage: Eukaryota; Metazoa; Chordata; Actinopteri; Beloniformes; Belonidae. Gene Ontology annotation, cellular component: nucleus.
GUCCCGACCGUCGCGGAUAAACAGCAUGUAACAAACAUCCAUGCUGUAACCGCGUCUGUUUCUGUUACCUGCGUGUUUUUAUCCCGGUCUUUUUACCCGUCCAGCCCCGGCUACAGCCCCGGAACCAGCCCCGGAACCAGCCCCGGUUCCAGCCCCGGUUCCAGCCCCGGAACCAGCCCCGGAACCAGCCCCGGAACCAGCCCCGGUUCCAGUCCCGGAACCAGCCCCAGCUCCAGGCCCAGCUCCAGCCCCGGCCUCACCUACACCACCGCCCGCACCAGGAGAUGGGAGUCCCGGCGUUUUUCCGCUGGCUGAGCCGGAAGUACGCUUCUAUCAUCGUGCACUGCGUGGAGGAGAAGGGGAAGGAAUGUAACGGCGUCCGUAUUCCCGUGGACACCACCAAGCCCAACCCCAACGAGGUGGAGUUUGACAACCUUUACCUGGACAUGAACGGCAUCAUCCACCCCUGCACUCACCCGGAGGACAAACCGGCCCCCAAGAACGAGGAUGAGAUGAUGGUGGCCAUCUUUGAAUACAUCGACCGUCUCUUCAACAUCGUUCGUCCCAGGAGAGUUCUGUACAUGGCCAUUGACGGGGUGGCUCCGCGGGCCAAGAUGAACCAGCAGCGUUCCAGAAGGUUCCGAGCCUCCAAGGAGGGAGUGGAGCUGGUGGAGGAGAAGACCCGGAUACGGGAGGAGAUCCUGCAGAAAGGAGGAUAUCUGCCCCCCGAGGAGAUCAAGGAGAGGUUUGACAGCAACUGUAUCACCCCGGGGACGGAGUUCAUGGACAACCUGGCCCAGUGUCUCCGUUACUACGUAGCAGAGAGGCUGAGCAACGACCCGGGCUGGAGGAACGUGGUGGUUUACCUGUCUGACGCCAGCGUCCCCGGAGAAGGAGAACACAAGAUCAUGGACUUCAUCAGGAGACAGAGAGCCCAGCCGCACCACGACCCCAACACCCACCACUGCCUGUGUGGAGCCGACGCUGAUCUGAUCAUGCUGGGACUCGCCACCCAUGAGCCGAACUUCACCAUCAUCAGGGAGGAGUUCAAGCCCAACAAGCCCCGGCCCUGCGCGCUCUGUAGCCAGAUGGGCCACGACAUCAAGGAGUGCCAGGGCGUGGCCCGGGAGAAGCAGGGACAGCACGAUGAGUUUGCAGACUCCAUGCCGGCGUCUGAGCAGGAGUUCAUCUUCAUCAGGCUGUGUGUGCUGAGAGAGUACUUGGCCCAGGAACUCACCAUGGCCAGUCUUCCCUUCACCUUUGACUUUGAGCGAAGCAUCGACGACUGGGUCUUCAUGUGCUUCUUCGUGGGAAACGACUUCCUGCCUCACCUGCCGUCCCUGGAGAUCAGGGAGGGAGCCAUCGACCGGCUGGUCGGCAUCUACAAGGACGUGGUUCACAAGACGGGGGGCUACGUGACGGAGCACGGCUACGUGAACCUGGAGAGGGUGGAGAUGAUCAUGCAGGCCGUCGGCGUAGCGGAGGAUAAUAUCUUCAAGAAGCGCAAGGAGGACGACGAGGGCUUCCGGAGGAGGAACAAGGAGAAACGGAAGAGGAUGAAGACGGAGCACCAGAGACCCUCCUUCUUGCCCUCGGGCCAGUUCGCCCCCCAGGCCCUGGGGAGGAGAGACGGACCAGAACCGGUCCAGAACCCCCGGAACCAGGCCUUCAGCAUGAGGAUGCAGGCGGAGCAGACCAACAAGGAUGCUGCUCAGUCCCUGAAGGCCACGCUGAGGAACGGAGGCAACUCGUCUGCAGGAAACAGCUCGGAGAACAGAGGAGUCCGGAGGAAAGCUGAGGACAGCGACAGCGAUCCAGAACCAGAGGACAACGUCAGGUUGUGGGAGGAGGGCUGGAAACAGAGAUACUACAAGAACAAGUUUGAUGUUCACGUGACUGACGAGGAUUUCAGGAGGAAGGUGGUCCGGUCCUACGUGGAGGGGCUGUGCUGGGUGCUGAGAUACUACUACCAGGGCUGUGCGUCCUGGAAGUGGUACUUCCCGUUCCACUACGCUCCGUUCGCCUCCGACUUCAAGGACAUCAAGGGAAUGUUCUCCGACUUCGAGAAGGACACCAAGCCGUUUAAACCUCUGGAGCAGCUCAUGGGAGUGUUUCCUGCCGCCAGCGGGAACUUCCUUCCUGUUUCCUGGAGGCAGCUGAUGAUGAGCGCGGACUCCUCCAUCAUCGACUUCUACCCCGACGACUUCGCCAUCGACCUGAACGGGAAGAAAUACGCCUGGCAGGGCGUGGCCUUGCUGCCCUUCGUGGACGAGCGGCGGCUCCGGACGGCGCUGGCCGAGGUUUACCCCGACCUCAGCUCCGAGGAAGCCCGCAGGAACAGUCUGGGAAGUGACGUCUUGUUCGUUGGGAGGAAUCACCAGCUGUUCUCCUUCAUCCAGGAGCUUUACAGAGACGAGAGCAGUGAGGCCACCCAGAUGCCAGCAGAACUUUGCCACGGGAUCCAGGGGAUGUUGACUCUGGACCAGGACCCGGUUCUGCCAGACCAACCCGUGACGUCCCCCAUCCCCACGCUGAGAGACAUCUCCCACAACAGCGCCAUCUGCGUGAACUUCAAGGACCCCCAGUUCGCCGACGGCUUCGUGUUCAAGGCCGUGCUGCUUCCCGGAGCCAAGAUCCCCACCAAGGUCCUGAAGCCUGGGGACUGGGAGAGGGGUAACCGGGGCGGCCGGGGGGGCCGCGGGUCCUGGAGACCCCAGCUGGGCUUCAACCCCAACAGACAGCAGGUCCACCUGGACCAGUCCGCCUUCAGGGCCCUCAGCCACAGCGUGAGGGGAUCCCAGCAGGGCCAGUACAGCAGCGCCCCCCCACCCAGCAGCUACAACCAGGGGGGGUACCGGGCCCACGGCAGCAGCCAGAACUUCCAGCAUUCCAGACAGACCUCCCUGAUGGGGGCGCCCCCGUCCUUCCACCAGCCGCAGUUCCAACGGCCCCAGCAGCAGCAGCAGCAGCAGCAGCAGCAGCAGCAGUUCCAGUCCGGGGGCCACGGCUGGGACCGGGCCCUGCAGCAGCAGAGAGGUUCCUACCAGCAGAACCGGGACCGCGGGGGGGCCGACGCCAGUUCUUACCAGCAGCACUACGAGCAGCGCCGAGACGACUGGGCCCCCCGCCGGGACGAGCGCCGGGACGACCGCGGGUCACGGCAUCAGGGCUUCACGUCGGGCCGCGGCUACCCGGCGCCCCCGCCCUCCCGGAGGUACAACUGGCAGUGAGGCCCGCGGCUAGGCUAACCCUCCCCUUCCCCGCCGGGCCGGCUAGCCUAGCCACGGCUAGCCCCUCCCCCCCUCCCCCUCCAGGAGGUACAACUAGCAAUGAGCCCACGGCUAGCGCCCCCUCCUCCAGGCCACGGCUAGCUGGGCCGCGGCUAGGCUAACCCCCCCUCCUCGCCAGACCGCGGCUAGGCUAACCCCCCUCCCUAACUGAGGCCCGCCGGACAACGGCUAGCCGGGCCGCGGCUAGGCUAACCCCCCCUCCCUAACUGAGGCCCGCCGGACCGCGGCUAGCCCCGCGGCUAGGCUAACCCCUCCAGCCGCCGGGUUUUCUGGGACUGGAACCUGUUUUUAGUGAAACUGUCAUUUUUCUUAUCUCACCGUCUUUGUUCCUGUUUUUCAUCUUUGUUUCUGAACCUGGCAUGUAUUUGUGGUUUUUACGAGACGCCUGAAGGCGUCGCGCGGCGCUAGUAGUGCUACUAGCCGCUACUAGCGGCUACUAGCGCCACUAGCGCUGCUAGCGGUGCAGGACGGAAGUCCGAGCUUCUUUUUGAGAGAAUUUUCUCCAGCUGGUCCAGUUUAGAGAAACAGAACUAAUGGAAUAAAAGACUGUUGCUACAA